AUGGAUGGACGUCGCUAUAAUGUAAUGACAACAAAUAUUGCGGAGUCAAUCAACUCAGUCCUUAGGUUCGCAAGGAUGCUGCCAGUAGUUCAUUUGAUAGGGAAAAUUAUUAAUCUCCUUGUGAAAUGGUUCACUGAACGUCGUGAGUUGGAUUUGAAUUGCACCACAACAUUGUGCCCCAAUUUUGGAGAGAAGAAGUUGAGGAAUAGGUUGGAGGAUGCUACAAGGAUGGAUGUGGUUAAAGUAAAUAAUGCAUAG
This is a messenger RNA of Prunus armeniaca (apricot), 258 nucleotides long. The record is from the annotation of a GenBank genome assembly. Lineage: Eukaryota; Viridiplantae; Streptophyta; Magnoliopsida; Rosales; Rosaceae.